This is a messenger RNA of Verruconis gallopava, 5195 nucleotides long. RefSeq lists its product as uncharacterized. Bases 229 to 4827 code for a protein of 1532 amino acids. The record is from RefSeq and is a predicted model, not a curated record. Lineage: Eukaryota; Fungi; Ascomycota; Dothideomycetes; Venturiales; Sympoventuriaceae. Gene Ontology annotation, biological process: mitotic sister chromatid cohesion. The transcript is spliced from 2 exons.
AUAACACGAAAAGUCGUUCCGGUCGUCGCACGAAUAAAUCUCGAACAUCCGUUAGAUGCAUCGGCAUGCGAUGAGAUCUUUGCGCGAUAUAUCUUGCAUUGUCGCCACAUAAAUUUGCCCUUGACAAAUCCCCGUGUGAUCAAUCUCCCCGCUCCGAGCAUCUUGCUGCAGCCUCGAUCUCCUCUGCACACGACACCGCGCCCAGGCACGCACACAUAUACAUCAGCCAUGCCGCGAACGACGCGCAAACGGGCAAGUGAGCCCGCUACGAUGCCAGAGGUGCCACGGAUUGAAGAGCAAGAUGAAGCAGUCGAAGACCAGGAAGAAGCGAGAGAGGACGAGGACGAAUUGGAAGAAGUCACCGGCACAGGCCACGGCGGCAACGUCGAAACUCUGAAGUUCAACCAGACGCUUAACUGGCGUGCUGGCAGGCCCAUUGCUGUCUCCGAACUCCUGCGCCGUCUCGAGACACUCGCGCGCGAACUCCAGAGCUACGAACAGGAUGAAGUUGCGCCCGAGUCACUCCAAACUGCCGCGAAGGAGCUCGCAAGUCCGCAAUUGUUGCAACACAAGGACAAGGGCGUGAAGGCGCUGACAGCCGCUUGUAUCGUGGACGUGUUCCGCUUAUGUGCGCCAAACGCGCCGUAUACUCAGCAGCAGAUGAAGGACAUAUUCAGUCUGAUCGUCAAGGAGAUCAUACCCGCACUUGCAGAUCCGUCCAAUGCGUACAACAGGCAGCAUCUGUACGUGUUGAAGUCGCUUGCAGAGGUCAAGUCCAUAAUCUUACUCACGGACACACCCGGAGCAAAUGCGCUCAUCGAAAUUCUGUUCAAGGAAUGCUUUGACGUGCUGGGAGGCCCGUCGAAGAGCAGCUCGAGCGAGGAGCUCAGCAAGAACGUGGAGCACCAUAUGACAGCUGUACUAUCGACGCUCGUUGACGAGACGGACGCCCUACCGAACGAGGUUACGCUGAUCAUUCUGUCGCAAUUCCUGAGGACAAGUCCCAAGGCUACGGAGGCAGCGAAGGGUAAGAAGGCAGUGACACCAAGUGAACACCAGGGCACACUGCUACUGCUGCUGAAAGAGGCGCCGCCGGCGUACAACAUGGCCAAGAACAUAUGCAAUGCGUCGCAAGACAAGAUGGCGCGUAACAUCACACGGUAUUGGAGCGGCGUCGUGGCUGACGCGUCGACAUCACUGCACAGCGGGGGAAGACUGAGCUUGAAGAAAGGCAAGAGGAGGACGAGUGAUGAGUUAGACGACGAGGAUGACGAUGUUGCACUUCAAUCCGCAGUGGACAUGGAAGAGAUUAGAAAGGCGCAUGAUCUGCUGCGGGAGCUGUGGAGGGCCACUCCCAACGUUCUGCGCGACAUCAUCCCGCUGCUAGAGAAUGAGCUGUCGGAGGAAGAUUUCCAGAAGCGUCAGCUGGCCGUUGAGACUGUAGGUGACAUGAUCGCCGGCAUUGGCCACGCCGGGCCACCAGCGACUACGCAACUGAAUCCCGCUGCAUACCCUUCACAGAGCUUGAUCGACCCUUCGGAACGGAUCAAAGUUUAUGACUUCCUUACGACGCCGACGUCACCCAUUUCGUUCAUAACUCGCUAUCAUCAGGUCUACCAAGGGUUCCUUGCCCGGAGGCACGACAAGUCGGCUGUGGUGCGCGCUGCCUGGGCUUCUGCUGUUGGGAGGAUCAUUCUGACCUCUGCAGGAGGCGUCGGUCUCAGCGUGGAAGACGAGCAGAGCCUUUCCAAAGCCUUUGCCGACUGCCUAAUGGACGUUGAUGAGAAAGUGCGGCACAACGCCGUCAAGGCGAUUGAGCGAUUCGACUACGAAGACAUUAUUCAGAAGCUAGGCAAUCUCGGGGGCGUGGAUGACGAAGGAUCGAUACUUGGCAAUCUCGCUGAGCGUGUUAAAGACCGCAAAAAGGAUGUACGAAACGACGCCUUGAAGCUGCUGGGCAGGAUCUGGGGCGUGGCUGUUGGUGCGAUCGGGCAGGGCAGCGAGCAGACGGCAAAAUUGUUCGGUUCGAUACCGUCCAAAAUCUUGUGCACGUACUACAUAAAUGAUCUUGAGAUCAGUGUAGUAGUCGAUCGCAUCCUGUUCGAAUCGUUACUCCCGCUAUCCUACCCACCAAUCAAGGGCAAGCCCAUCUCGAACGGCAACUCUCAGCGCAGCACUCGACACAGCCAAGGAGGCGACGCGCUCGAUGUCAACCCGGACAAGCUACGCACCGAGCGCAUCUUGCUGCUGGUGAAGGGUCUCGACGAACGCGCCAAGCAAGUUUUCUUCGCCCUUGCGAAAAAACAGAUUCAACUGGCUAGAUACAUGCUCUCGUUCCUUGAGGCAUGCGAGAAGUAUAACGGUGGAGUCUCCGAGGACGACGAGGAAGCAGCCGAAGCCAGACUUAAAAGGCUGAUUGAGGCACACACGAACUUCCUACCUGACGGUGCACGAGUCAUGGACGACAUGUGGAAGUUUGCGAGGACGCACGAUCGACGCUCGUACUCGUUGAUUCGUUUCUGCUUAGCCGCCGAGAGCGACUAUAAAAAGGUCAAGAACGCAUAUUUCGAGCUCACGAAGAAGCUGGAAGAGGUGAAGAAUGCGUCACCGACGUUCGUGGAUACAAUGACGAUUUUGGUGCUUAGGGCUAGCGUCCUUUUGUACAACCGUAGUCACGUACAACCCAUCAUCGAAUUCUCGCGCAGCGAUGAGAGUGGACUAGGUGAAACAGCGCACGAGGUGCUUAGUCACAUUUCGAAGGACAAACCGGAAGUCUUCAAAGCCCACGUGCAAGAGCUCUGCAAGUCGCUCGAGGCGGAUGCACCAUCAGCAAAGCGUGCAAACGAGCCUGGCGCUGUCCAAGAUCUCAAGGCUUGCGCACAGUUUGCGAGGCAGUUCCCAGCAGACGUGCCAAAGGACCGGAAAUUCAUCCAGGCGCUGUUCAGCUUCAUCAAUCAUGGCACGCCUCCUGAAGCGGCCAAGUAUGGUGCCCUAAUCAUUCUACUGGUAGCGGACAAGAAGCAGAUGUACGCAAAGGACAUCCUCAAGCAUUGCACCGAAGGCUUCGAGUAUGGGAAGGGCAACUUUCUGAAUAGACUGGCUGCAUUGGGACAGCUCAUGCUGCUUGGCUCGGAACAUCUCGAUGAUGAGGACGCGGAUGCUGUAGUGAGCAUCGCGAUCAAUGAUGUGCUUACCAAUAAGCAGUCGACUCCUGAGCCGGUCAAGGGUGAGGAUGAUCCGGAAUGGUCAGACAUUCCAGAUGACAACUGUGCGGCGAAGAUAUGGGCGCUCAAGAUCCUCGGAAAUCGUCUCCGUUCCUUCCCUGAUAACGCGGAUUUGGACGAGGCUACAAAGCCUGUCUUUACCUUCCUCAACACCUUGAUACAAAAGGGUGGCCAGAUCUCUCGAGACCAGGCUUCGCUUGCCGCUCACCAGUCCAGAAUGCGACUUGUGGCGUCGCAAAUGCUCCUCAAGCUUUGCUGCGAAAAGCACCUCAGCGCGCGACUAACGCCGUCCGCGUUCAACGGCCUUGCCAUCGUUGCCAUGGACCCCCGCCCGCAAGUACGAGCGGGGUUCGUUAAUAAAAUCAUGAAGUACCUUGGGCAGGGCAAGAUCUCAAACAAGUUCUACACGCCACUCUUUUUGCUGGGUCACGAACCCGAUCGGGCCAUCAAGUCGAGUGUUGUGACUUGGUUACGAGCACGGUCGGUGGCUAUGUCGGGUGGCAAGGCUAGAGAUACGGCUAUGGAAGCAACGUUUGCUCGCUUACUUAGCUUGUUGGCGCAUCACCCGGACUGGCCAUCUCCUCCGGUAGCAGACGUGGAGCUCGUCCAGUCAUUGAAAGAUUUCAUGGGCUACAUCCUUUUCUAUGUCGAAACCGUUGGUACCAAGGACAAUCUCAGCCUGGUUUACCACGUUGCACAGCGCGUCAAGGCACACCAAGACGGCAUUGUUAACCCUAAAAAUCAAGAACUCUUACAAACGAUAAACAAUCGCCUUUACAUGCUUAGCGAUCUGAGUCAAGGAGUUAUAAGGAGGUAUCUCGACAGCCAAGGAUGGACAUUGCAAGCCUGGCCAGGAAGAGUGAGACUGCCCGGAGCCAUUUUCACUUCAAUUCCAGAUCAUGAGACUGCACAGAGGGUUGCAAUGACGAACUAUUUGCCACGAGAUCUGGAAGAGUCCUUGGACGAUGAAGUGAGGACUGCCCUGAGAAGCAAGAAGAGGAAAAGUGCAGCGAACACAGCUGCUGCAGGCGAACCUCGUAAAAAGAUUAAGACCGAAUCUUCAGAUCGCAAGAUAAGGAAGCCCAGCUCGGCCAAGACGCCGAAGAAAUCACGUACGAACGGCGUUCACACUACCGAGGCAAACAUGGCUUCGAGUGGAACGCGACGCAGUGGACGUAUUACGGCCAACAAGAGCUACAUCGAAGUAAGUACCGAUGCAGAGUCGUCGGAAGAAGAUGAGGAGAUGGUAGACGCACAAGGCGAUAAGGAUGAGCACCAGGACGAUGAAAUGAGCAAUGCAGGUGAGGACGAUAAGGCGGAGGACUCGGGAGAAGAGGAAGCAACUCCACAACACUCCAGCCCGGCGAGAACGACGCGUAGUGCAAAACCAAUGCCCAAGAGAGCAACUCCCAGGCAGAUGAAUACCCCGAAAAGGUCUGUCGCCAAACCAGGCACCACCAAGGCCUCGCCGAAAGAUAAUGCCAAGACGACCCCAAAAGAGUCAAAAGCUGCCAUGAAAACGAAGGAGACUGUAAGACCCUUGCGUGCCUCAAGGCGCGGGAAGAAGGCCGCGGAUGAAUUCGACGUACCGGACUCGGAAUGAAUUGUCCAAUGUGGAUCUUGAAGAUGCAAGGCGCUGUCAUCUUUAACUCUAGCACAAAACGCGAAAAUUGCAACCGGUUGUUUUUUUUUUUUUUUCCAGAGGGACCAUGACACAAGUGGGACCUGAACUGUGACGGUGUUGUAUGCACGAAUGAUGAUGGAUAUCUUGAAAGCAAGCGGGCAAACCCCGCUGCGUCUGUAUCUCUAAGUCUAUCUGUGCGAUGGACGGACAGCGGUAUACCCUCUAUGUACUUUGUCAUGUGUAACAAUGCCGCGUUCCAGCAUUGCGAGGAGUUGGGGUGGAGUAAAAUCGAGGGGAUACACGCGAGCGUAAUAAUAUGUCUUUUAACUUAACAGAGCUUUUCCGAC